AUGAAAGAACAUAAAGAUCACGUAGUGGUGAUCACCUACGGACCAUCGUCGGAGGGUUCAGUGACGGCAUCGCCAAUCUCUCAUCAAACGCCAGCAGUUCCGACGCCGUCUUUGUUUGCAUAUUCCGUAACGCCGUCAGGAUUCAGCUCACGGCGAGAGUCGGUUCAUGUUCCCGGUUUGGUGCUCCGGUUUAUAACUUUGGUUCUCUGUUUUGUCUCUGCUCUUUCGCUGGCAGUGAAUGUUAAUCGGCCUUCACUGAGACAUCAUCGGACACAGAGCUCCUCGAGUUUCGCUUCAUAUCCUGAACUAUUGUAUUGUUUUGGUGUAGCGGUGACAGGAUUCGUGUAUACAUCUCUGCAAACAUUCAAAGGAGUUUGUGAUAUUACUCACAAAGGAGUUUUAAUCUCUGAGCCUCUCUCCGAUUACAUCAGCUUCAUUCUUGAUCAGGUUAUAUGUUAUCUACUAGUAUCAUCUUCUUCCGUGGCAAUUGCGUGGAUCCAACAUAUAAACGAGGAUGGGAUUAUAACACUGAGAAAUAACUCCAUAGUUUCAGUUUCAAUGUCCUUCUCUGCUUUUUUGGUUUUGACACUCUCUACCCUCUUGUCCGGGUAUAAGCUUUGCAAAAGAUUUAUGUGGUAA
Microthlaspi erraticum is the source of this 639-nucleotide messenger RNA. NCBI's taxonomy places the organism in Eukaryota, Viridiplantae, Streptophyta, Magnoliopsida, Brassicales, Brassicaceae. The record is from the annotation of a GenBank genome assembly.